Molecule: messenger RNA, 1773 nt
Organism: Hyaena hyaena (striped hyena)
Lineage: Eukaryota; Metazoa; Chordata; Mammalia; Carnivora; Hyaenidae
Gene: CKMT1A
Product: creatine kinase, mitochondrial 1A
Exons: 10
Coding region: 393-1646 (417 amino acids)
Biological process (GO): phosphocreatine biosynthetic process
Cellular component (GO): mitochondrion
Molecular function (GO): creatine kinase activity
Source: RefSeq, a predicted model, not a curated record
CUGGACUUGAACACCACUUUCCCUUACACUGUGGAUUAAACAGCAUUAGGGAGCCAGGAGAGGAAACACCUGUGGUGGUUGGAGACCUGUGCCUGCCUGUUCUGUUGCUACGCCGUCAUCUUACCACACCUUUCACCUCACCUUACACUCCCCUCCAGCCCAGGAACUGGAAACUACAAAGAGGGGAGAGAAGGGAAAGGAGGAAGAGGAAACAAUUCCUUGCCCAAUUCCAGCUCUACACCCAGUGCAACCAACAGCUUCCAAUCCGGCCCCCAUUUCGGCUCCAGCCUCUCACCCAGCUCCAGUCCUCAGUCUCCUGGUUGCAUCCUCCCUCCCUGUUCCUGCCCUGCGCCAAAUCCCGCACCGGGAUUCCAUAGCCGGACCCUCAAGCCAUGGCUGGUCCCUUCUCUCGACUGCUGUCCGCCCGCCCGGGACUCAGGCUCCUUGCUUUGGCUGGAGCUGGGUCUCUAGCCGCUGGGUUUCUGCUCCGCCCGGAACCUAUAAGGGCCGCCAGUGAACGACGGAGACUGUAUCCCCCAAGCGCUGAGUACCCAGACCUCCGAAAGCACAACAACUGCAUGGCCAGUCACCUGACCCCAGCAGUCUAUGCCCGGCUCUGCGACAAGACCACACCCACUGGUUGGACGCUAGAUCAGUGUAUCCAGACUGGCGUGGACAACCCCGGCCACCCCUUCAUCAAGACUGUGGGCAUGGUAGCUGGAGAUGAGGAGACCUAUGAGGUAUUUGCUGAGCUGUUUGAUCCUGUGAUACAAGAGCGACACAAUGGAUACGACCCUCGAACGAUGAAACAUACCACUGACUUGGAUGCCAGCAAGAUCCGUUCUGGCUACUUUGAUGAGAGGUAUGUAAUGUCCUCAAGAGUCAGAACUGGCCGAAGUAUCCGGGGACUCAGCCUUCCUCCAGCCUGCACUCGGGCAGAGCGACGAGAGGUGGAACGUGUUGUAGUGGAUGCAUUGAGUGGCCUGAAGGGUGACCUGGCUGGAAGUUACUAUCGGCUCAGUGAGAUGACAGAGGCUGAACAGCAGCAGCUUAUUGAUGACCACUUCCUAUUUGAUAAGCCUGUGUCCCCACUGCUGACUGCAGCAGGAAUGGCUCGAGACUGGCCAGAUGCUCGUGGAAUCUGGCACAACAAUGAGAAGAGCUUCUUGAUCUGGGUGAAUGAAGAGGAUCAUACACGGGUCAUCUCCAUGGAGAAGGGUGGCAACAUGAAGAAAGUGUUUGAAAGAUUCUGCCGAGGCCUCAAAGAGGUGGAGCGGCUGAUCCAGGAGCGUGGCUGGGAGUUCAUGUGGAAUGAGCGUUUGGGAUACAUCUUGACCUGUCCAUCUAACCUGGGCACUGGACUUCGGGCAGGAGUGCACAUCAAACUGCCCCUACUAAGCAAAGAUAGCCGCUUCCCAAAGAUCCUGGAGAACUUAAGACUCCAAAAGCGUGGCACUGGUGGAGUGGACACAGCUGCCACAGGCAGCGUCUUUGACAUCUCUAAUUUGGACCGACUGGGCAAGUCAGAGGUGGAGCUGGUGCAGCUGGUCAUCGAUGGAGUAAACUAUUUGAUUGAUUGUGAACGGCGUCUGGAGAGAGGCCAGGAUAUCCGCAUCCCUCCACCUCUCAUCCACAAUAAGCAUUAAUUCCCCAUCCUCAGGAGAUGACUCAAGAUCCCCAGGACUUCUGCCCAUUCUAAUGUGGCCCAUUCUACUUGCCCUGGAUGCCCCCCAACUCCCUUCUGUCCUAGUAAAGACUCCUUGCUAUGCUCUA